UAAUUUUCCUUGAAAAGUCAAGUGUAAUAAAUAUUGCUUUCAGCAGCGCUUUGAUAUUUAGCACAGCACAUUGGAUUGUGGAAUUCCAGAGAGACAGAUAACAAUGGAGUCUUUAGGGAUUGAUUUGAGUUGCGCAAUCGGACCUCUGCGAGACGGUGCAUUUCCGGACAAAGAAUGUUUGCUCCCGCUCAUCUCAAAGCUCCUUGGCUACUGCAUCGUCGCCGCCUCCACAACUGUUAAGCUCCCUCAGAUAUUAAAAAUUUUGAAGCAUAGAAGUGUAAGAGGGCUAAGUUUAGUUGCCUUUGAGCUUGAAGUGGUUGGUUAUACUAUUGCUCUGGCCUAUUGUCUUCACAAAGGACUACCCUUUUCAGCUUAUGGGGAAAUGGCGUUUCUUUUGAUCCAAGCAAUAAUUUUAGUUGCUAUAAUCUAUUAUUUUUCACAACCGGUGCAUACCACAACAUGGAUCAGGGCUUUACUAUAUUGCGCACUGGCACCAAGUGUAUUAGCUGGCAGGAUUGAUCCCCUCCUCUUUGAAGCUCUAUACGCAUCCCAGCAUGCAAUAUUUUUCUUUGCCAGGGUACCACAGAUAUGGAAGAACUUUAAGAACAAGAGUACUGGGGAACUCAGCUUCUUAACAUGCUUCAUGAAUUUUGGUGGUUCCAUGGUGAGAGUUUUUACCAGCAUCCAGGAAAAUGCUCCAUUAACUGUUACAAUGGGCUCUGCACUUGGCGUCCUGACAAAUGGGACCAUCCUGAGUCAGAUUAUCGCAUACCAGAAAUCUAGUGUCCAGAAAGAGAAGAAAGUGGAGUGAAGGGUAUGACCAGUGUAUUGUUUAUUCAGAUUGUUUUCAAGGUUCACCCAGUUGGCCAAGCCAGUCCAUCUUUUAAUCUUUUCUUACUGAUACUUACUCAAAGCUUCUAGUUAUGCUGAUUCAAAUUUGGAGGAUUUUGCAAGUACUUUGGUUUGUUAACAUUCACGCAUAAAAUGAAAGGUGAUACACAAUAUAUCUCAAACACUCUUGGAUUAGGUAGAAUUUAAUGAAGAAUGGAUUAGAUUUAUUUUUUA
Molecule: messenger RNA, 1065 nt
Organism: Carica papaya (papaya)
Lineage: Eukaryota; Viridiplantae; Streptophyta; Magnoliopsida; Brassicales; Caricaceae
Product: Mannose-P-dolichol utilization defect 1 protein
Source: RefSeq, a predicted model, not a curated record